AAUCGGUCCCGGCAGUGGGCCGGCCGCGCGUGCCUCGGGCUGGGCUGUCAGUCUCGGCGGUCGCUCGCCCGGGGAGAGGUUGGUGGGAGCGCGAACGGCUCCCGGGCCGCGUCGCGCUUCUCACUGUCGCCGAGACGCCAUGGACGACCAGGAGCUGAUCGAGUACUUUAAUUCCCAAAUGAAAGAAGAUCCUGAUGUGGCUUCUGCUGUGGCUGCCAUCCGCACCUUGCUUGAGUUCUUGAAGAGAGACAAAGGGGAGACAAUUCAGGGUUUGAGAGCAAAUCUCAAAAAUGCCAUCACAAUCCUGUGCAGCGAAGACUCUUCUGUGGCCGUCUCCUCGGGUGGAGAGCUCUUCCUUCGAUUCAUCAGUCUCACCUCACUGGAGUACUCAGAUUACUUAAAGUGUAAGAAGAUCAUGAUUGAGCGAGGAGAGCUCUUCCUCAGGAGGAUCUCACUGUCCAGAAGUAAAAUUGCAGACCUGUGCCACACCUUCAUCAAAGAUGGAGCUAGGAUCUUAACUCAUGCCUACUCCCGAGUGGUGCUCAGGGUCCUGGAGAAAGCAGCUGCCGCCAAGAAACGCUUCAGCGUGUAUAUCACAGAGUCCCAGCCUGACUUAUCUGGGGUGAAAAUGGCAAAAGCUCUCAGCAGUUUGAAUGUGCCAGUCACUGUGAUUUUAGAUGCUGCUGUUGGCUACAUCAUGGAGAAAGUGGAUCUCGUGAUAGUUGGUGCAGAAGGAGUUGUUGAAAAUGGCGGCAUUAUUAACAAGAUUGGCACCAAUCAGGCAGCCGUGUGCGCCAAGGCACAGAACAAGCCCUUCUACGUAGUCGCAGAAAGUUUCAAGUUUGUCCGACUUUUUCCUCUGAAUCAGCAAGAUGUGCCAGAAAAGUUUAAGUACAAGGCAGACACACUGAAGUCUCUUGAAACUGGACAAGAUCUCAAAGAACACCACCCUUGGAUUGACUACACCCCGCCUUCCUUAAUCACACUACUGUUUACAGACCUUGGGGUGCUGACACCCUCAGCGGUCAGUGAUGAACUCAUCAAGCUUUACCUCUAGUUUCCAGCCCUCUUUGACCAUCAAGUUUACCAGAAACCCAGGGAGAUGAACCAAGACAAAGUGGAGUAAAUAAAACUUCCAAGCAUUAUGGACUAUUUCAAUCCAACAAGCACCAUGUGUACUCAUAUGCUUUCCUGCAUAAGACAUAGUGUCCAGUUAUCCCUUCCACGUCACAAUUUUCCCCAUUGCAGUUUCAAUGUGUCUCGAGGGUAGGCAUAAGAAAUUAAGUGGAAAUUUCGGGGCCGUUUUGCAGAAGCCACAGAUAACAUGAGAAGGCCAGCAGAUGACACAGAGCCUCUGACCAAAUACAUAAUCGAAAUUUUACAACAAGGUAUUGUAAGUUCAGAUUUCUCUGGUACAAAAGGAGGGAGGGCCAAAACAUUUUACAUGGAUUUUCCUGAUGAUUGGGGGUGCCAUGCCCCUAACCCCCAUAAUGAUAACUAUUAUAAUAAUGAUCAUUCUAAAGACACAAGAUCUUGUCUAAACCAAGAUAAUCAUUAGAAGUAUCAGUCCUCUUUUAGAGUAUAUAAAUGAAGAAAUUCAGGGCUGAAUCCAAAUUUUCUCUAUACCAUGGAAAAACUUUUUUAAUAAAAGUGUAAAUACGUAUAGGCAACUCAAGUACCCAUUUUUGCUUAUCCAAGGCCUAUCCAAAUUAAAUUUGUUUUUUCCCUUCACACUCAAACCAAAUUGCACUCAAAGUUUCCAUUUAAGAAUUGUUAACAAUC
Messenger RNA from Dromiciops gliroides (monito del monte), 1782 nucleotides. It is a transcript of the gene EIF2B1, whose product is annotated as eukaryotic translation initiation factor 2B subunit alpha. The transcript is spliced from 9 exons. Gene Ontology annotation, molecular function: guanyl-nucleotide exchange factor activity; translation initiation factor activity. Gene Ontology annotation, biological process: translational initiation. The coding region runs from base 140 to 1057 and encodes 305 amino acids. Gene Ontology annotation, cellular component: eukaryotic translation initiation factor 2B complex. NCBI's taxonomy places the organism in Eukaryota, Metazoa, Chordata, Mammalia, Microbiotheria, Microbiotheriidae. The record is from RefSeq and is a predicted model, not a curated record.